Molecule: messenger RNA, 1266 nt
Organism: Brettanomyces nanus
Lineage: Eukaryota; Fungi; Ascomycota; Pichiomycetes; Pichiales; Pichiaceae
Exons: 1
Coding region: 1-1266 (421 amino acids)
Biological process (GO): lipid metabolic process
Molecular function (GO): oxidoreductase activity
Source: RefSeq, a predicted model, not a curated record
AUGUCUUCAGUCACUGUCACUGGAUCCAACUACGAGAAAGAAUCCACUCCCAUAGUUAGUAAGAGAAAUGGCAAUAUUGCAGGCUUCAGUAGAAGGACUACUACUGAAGGUUUGAUCGCCAAGGAUACUCUGGCCAAUGAUUUCAAAGUGCCUGAUUAUACUAUAAAGGAUAUUCUUUCUGUCAUCCCAAAAGAAUGCUAUGAAAGAUCCUGGUACAAAGGAAUGGCAUACAUUUUCAGGGAUAUUCUCUGUUGCGUUCUCUUUGGAUAUGCGGCCACCACCUUGAUUCCUCAGGUGCCAAGUCAGAUGCUGAGAGGCUUUCUUUGGACUGGAUAUUCUCUUCUUUUGUCUCUUCCUUACACUGGCCUCUGGGUUAUUGCUCAUGAGUGUGGUCACCAGGCGUUCUCUCCUUAUGGCUUAUUGAAUGAUACUGUAGGUUGGAUCUUACAUUCUUACUUGCUGGUUCCCUAUUUCUCGUGGAAAUAUUCCCAUAGUAAGCACCACAAGGCUACCGGCAACAUUGAUAGAGAUAUGGUCUAUGUUCCCUCCACCAAAGAUGAAUUUGUUAAGAGCAGAGGUGCCAUUAAUUUUUCGGAUAUCGCAGUAGACGCUCCUAUUCUGACUUUGUACACUAUGUUUCUCCAACAAUUUGGUGGUUGGUGGUGGCACCUCCUUUCCAAUGCCUCUGGUCAGAAAUAUCCUGAUCAUGGCAAGUUUGAGGUCUCUCAUUUCAAUCCUAGUUCUCCUAUUUUUGAAAAACGAGACUAUUGGUACAUUGUUUUAUCCGAUAUUGGUAUGUUAUGUCAAUCUUUCGUUUUGUACCAGUGGGUUUCCCGUUUCGGUUUCUUCACCUGCUUCAUUCAUUGGUUUUUGCCUUACAUUUUUACAAAUCACUGGUUGGUUUUCAUCACUUACUUGCAGCACACUGAUAUGAGUUUACCUCACUAUGAAAAUUCUGAGUGGACUUUCGCUAGAGGUGCAGCUGCUACCAUUGACAGAAACUUUGGUUUCAUCGGUCCUUUCUUUUUCCAUGACAUCAUUGAGACGCACGUCUUGCACCAUUAUUGCUCUAGAAUUCCUUUCUAUAAUGCUAGAAUUGGCACCAAAGCUAUCAAGAAAGUUAUGGGCGAAUAUUAUAGAUCGUCAGAUGAGAAUAUGUGGAAAUCUUUGUGGAAAGCUUUCAGAUAUUGUGAGUUUGUUGAAGGUGAUAAUGGUGUCCUUAUGUUUAGAAAUCACAACGGCUGUGGUGUUCCCGUCAAUGAUUAG